Messenger RNA from Oppia nitens, 1309 nucleotides. RefSeq names its product retinoic acid receptor RXR-gamma-A-like. Gene Ontology annotation, cellular component: RNA polymerase II transcription regulator complex. NCBI's taxonomy places the organism in Eukaryota, Metazoa, Arthropoda, Arachnida, Sarcoptiformes, Oppiidae. Bases 175 to 1233 code for a protein of 352 amino acids. The record is from RefSeq and is a predicted model, not a curated record. Gene Ontology annotation, molecular function: RNA polymerase II cis-regulatory region sequence-specific DNA binding; zinc ion binding; nuclear receptor activity. Gene Ontology annotation, biological process: tissue development; regulation of transcription by RNA polymerase II; hormone-mediated signaling pathway. The transcript is spliced from 2 exons.
UUAACAAAAUAAUGAGUGGAAACGGAAAUCAAAUGAUUAGAACAUUUUGAAUGUAAUGUUAUUAAUGAAUGAUUAAUGAGUUGAUUGAAUGCAAGUCAUUAUAUGACUCAUCGGUCACUCAAAUCGUCUGACAUUUUGUAAAAUCGUUUGGUUUUUGAAGACAUUAAUAAAGACAUGAAUUUGUGGCCAAAUUCAUUGAAUUCAAUCAAUUCAAUGAAUGGUUAUAUGAGUAACGAUUCAAAUGAUUUACCGGACAAUAUAAGUGGACCGAGAAGUCCGCUUUCGUCGGUAACGUCACCCAAACCUUCAGAGACAGAAUUGUUGUGCGAAGUAUGUGAAGACGUGUCCAGUGGUCGACAUUACGGCGCCGUCACCUGCGAGGGAUGCAAAGGAUUCUUCAGACGUAUCAUAUGUUUUAAAAAUGAGAACUCAUAUGUGUGUAUAGGACAGGGAGGACAGGAAGACGGACUAAACCGCUGCCAUAUCUCCAAUGACGCCAAUCGACGAAAAUGUUGUAAAUAUUGUCGUUUCCAGAAAUGUCUUGCAGUUGGUAUGCGUCGCGAACUGUGCGUCAAAGUCGAAGGUUAUGGCGAACGACAUACUGAUGAUGACGACCAAAGCGAUGCCGAGUUUACUGCAGAACAGUUGGAACAAUUCAGACAAGAAGUGGACAAAAGUUAUGAGUUAUUUAUGAAACGCGAUUAUAUUAUGCCUGAAGAAAAUCUGACCUUAACUUUGAAUAAACUUCGGAUGCAAUUAGAGAUUGACAUCCAAUCAUUUGUGUCUAAUAUUCAACAAUUUCGUGAUCUUAGUUCACAAUUGCAGAACAAACUCAUAAUGGAAGCGAUGAAUGAAGUGUUAGUAUUGAUGAUCUACAUCAAGAACAAGAGAUAUUUCAAUAUAAUAAUAGCGAAUAAUCUAUAUUUUGGUGAUCAAAAUUUGGACCAAAUAUUUAAGUCAAUAAUUGCAACGAUAACCGAAUUGUGUAAAUCAUGGAUUGUGACGAACGGCGCUAAUAACUCAUUGCACCAAAUGUUUGAAGGCUUAUACUUAUUGAUUAUACUAAACACCAAUCGUUGCGAUCAAAAUAUUGACAAUAAAAUCGAUACAAUUAGAGAAAGAGUUUAUAGUGCUUACCGUUUCAAUGGGGAUCAAACUGUUGCUAAAGUAAGUCAAACUCUGGCAUUAUUAACAAAAAUGGGUGAAUUGUUUUUCAAUUACAAUUGGUUCUGAAUUGAUUAACAUUUAAUUAGUGAAAACAACAGUUUUUUUAAAUUUUAUAUCUAUAAAAAUAUAACAUAAUAUAAUA